AUGAGCGAGGGGCAUCUCAGAAGAGUAGACCCCUACAUGGUGGAGAUGAAAAUUAAUGGGAAAGGUGUGCGUUUCGAAAUAGACACCGGCUGUAGUCUCACAGUUAUGAAUGAGCAGACAUUACAAAAGCUUUGGAAAGAUACCAAAUGUCCAACAGUGAAGCCAGUGAAAAUCCAUUUGGAGACUUAUACAGGCGAUCCUGUUAAAGUGAUAGGAGUGGCAUCAGUCAGAGUUAAAUACAAGAAGCAAAGCUGCACACUACCCCUGGUGGUGGUGGAAGGGAAAGGCCCCAGCUUACUAGGGCGUAGCUGGUUGGAGAAAGUUAAAAUCAAUUGGAAAAAAAUCAAAGACAGUCGCAAAGCCUGUGAAUUGCAGCAUAUGAGAACAGAGACAAAAACACUACAGCAAGUGUUAAGCCAACACGAGAACGUGUUUAAAGAGGAAUUGGGCACGCUGAAAGGCACCAAGGCCACGAUUCACGUUAAGGCGAACGCAGUUCCUCGUUUCUUAGUCCCAUAUGCCAUUCGGGCCAAGGUUGAUGAAGAAAUAGACAGGCUGUUGAAAGACGAAAUAAUCACGCCAGUGAAAUGGGCAGAAUGGGCUGCACCUGUUGUCCCCAUUGUCAAACCGGACGGACAUGUAAGACUGUGUGGAGACUACAAGCUGACCGUAAAUACGGUUUCAUCACUAGAACAAUAUCCAAUACCACGGGUGGAAGACCUCUUCGCAGCGCUGUCAGGUGGAAAGCAAUUCUCGAAAUUAGAUAUGAGUCAUGCGUACCAACAAAUACUCAUGGAUGAAGAGUCCAAGAAAUACUUGGCGGUUAAUACACACAGAGGGCUUUUUACAUACAAUAGACUCCCAUUUGGGGUUGCGUCCGCCCCCGCCAUUUUUCAAAGAACCAUAGAAGGUCUCUUAAGAGGGAUUCCACGAGUGGCGGUAUACCUUGAUGAUAUACUUCUGAGUGGAAUGAACGAGGCAGACCACCUGAGAAAUCUUGAGGAGGUUUUAACUAGGCUGGAAGAGGCAGGGUUGCGUUUGAAAAGAAGUAAAUGCAUGUUCCUGCAAGAGGAAGUAGAGUAUCUGGGACAUAGGGUGGAUGCUCAGGGGCUUCAUCCGGUGAAGAAAAAGGUGAAAGCCAUCAUGGAGGCGCCCCCUCCCACAAAUGUCACCGAACUUAAGUCAUAUUUAGGUUUAUUAAAUUACUACAACAAAUUCCUCCCCAAUCUGGCAACCCUCUUGGCCCCAUUACAUGAACUCUUACGGCACAAUGUGCACUGGAAAUGGCUCAAAGAACAGGAAGAGGCCUUCCAAAAGUCUAAAGCCUUACUGAACUCAGCAGAAGUAUUAGUCCAUUACUCUGCAGACAGAGAUUUGAUAAUGUCAUGUGAUGCGUCACCUUACGGCGUUGGUGCUGUUUUAUCGCACCUGAUGGAAGAUGGCAGUGAGCGUCCUUUGGGGUUCAUGUCACGAACACUGUCGCCUGCUGAAAAAAGGUACUCACAACUAGAUAAAGAGGGAUUGGCGGUUAUAUUUGGUAUUCAGAAAUUUCACAAAUACCUUUAUGGACGAGCGUUCACCAUCCACACAGACCAUAAGCCGUUGAUCUCUCUCUUCAAUGAGAAAAAACCCAUACCACAAAUGGGGUCCCCGAGAGUUCAAAGAUGGGCUGUGCAUUUGAGUGCCUACGAAUACAACAUAGUAUACAAACCAGGAAAACAGAAUUCAAAUGCUGACGCAUUGAGUAGGCUGCCAGUGUCUGAAAUAGUGUGUGAGGAAGCGAAAGAGCAAGUCUUGAUGAUGGACCUUCUGGAUGACACACUGUUAGACACGACUAAGAUUAAGCGCUGGACAGCUAAAGAUGUGAUAUUGUCCCAAGUGCAUGCUCACGUGCUAAAAGGGUGGCCAACAGUGGUAGAUUCCAGUGUAAAGCCAUUUCAUCAGCGAAGAAUGGAACUAAGUGUACGGGAUGGAUGUGUGCUUUGGGGUGCUAGAGUAAUUAUACCCACCAAAGGUAGAGAGAAAAUUCUGAAGCUGCUGCACCAAACCCACUCUGGCAUGUCAAGGAUGAAAGGACUAGCUCGAUCGUAUGUAUGGUGGCCGGGAAUGGAUCAGGAUGUUGAGAGGGAAGUGCUGUCAUGUGAGGAGUGUCAAAAACACCACAAGUCACCACCAGCCGCACCGUUACAUCCAUGGGAGUGGCCAGAGUCACCGUGGUCAAGGAUUCACGUGGACUAUGCAGGGCCCUUCCAAGGUGAGAUGUUUCUGUUGAUUGUGGAUGCUUACUCCAAAUGGAUAGACAUCUACCCGGUGAAGACGUCCACUUCCCAGGUUACAAUAGAAAAGCUAAGGCAGAGUUUCAGUGUUUUCGGAUUACCGAAAAUGUUGGUGUCUGACAAUGGAACAUGUUUCACAAGUGCUGAAUUUGAGUCCUUCAUGAAACAAAAUGGCAUCAAGCAUGUGAGAUCAGCACCGUUCCACCCUUCUUCUAAUGGGCUGGCAGAGAGGGCGGUCCAAACGUUCAAAGGAGGGAUGAAAAAGAUGAAAGGUGAUUCGGUACAAACCAGGUUGUCAAGGUUCCUGUUCAGUUACCGUAUCACGCCUCAUGCGACAACAGGCCUGUCGCCGGCAGAGUUGAUGAUGUCACGCAGACUCCGAUCUGUUUUUGACCUGCUACUACCAGACGUAAAAUCAAAAGUGCAGGAAAAGCAACUGAAACAAAAACAGGCCCAUGACACAAGCAAAAGACUGAGAAGUUUCUCCACAGGGGAUAAAGUGUUUAUUAGAAACUACGCUUAUGGUCCUAAAUGGGUCCCUGCUGUCAUUCAGGAUGCCUCCGGUCCAGUGUCAUAUACUGUCAUCAUUGGAAGUGGCCAAAUAAUGAAGAGACACGUGGAUCAAGUGAGGGCCAGAUUGUCUGAGACCGUGCCAAACCAAGAGCCCGAGAGUGAAUUGGGACCGUCAUUAGAUUUUGAUGGUGCUGUGGGCUCUGGGCUUACAGUAAUGGCAGAGACAGAAGACCGUCCUGCGAGUGAGUCGGAUGAGCAGUCUACUUCAGUGGUCCAAGUUCCAACAGGUUCACCGGUGGUCACAGAAGUGCGACACUCAGAGCGGGGGAGACGGUCACCUCUGCAUCUAAAGGACUUUGUUAGAUAG
Messenger RNA from Sardina pilchardus (European sardine), 3156 nucleotides. RefSeq lists its product as uncharacterized. Lineage: Eukaryota; Metazoa; Chordata; Actinopteri; Clupeiformes; Clupeidae. The record is from RefSeq and is a predicted model, not a curated record. Gene Ontology annotation, biological process: DNA integration; proteolysis. Gene Ontology annotation, molecular function: aspartic-type endopeptidase activity; nucleic acid binding.